AUGAUGGCGGACUUUCCAUCAAAAGUUACCACGGAGACCGGGUCCCCCAGUUCCCAGAGUACUCAACAAGGGGGCAACAGCCUCAGGGGGCUGGCAGCUAAUGUGACUAACAACAUGGAUAUGUCUUUUAUCAGGAGCAUCCCAUCUGUCCUCAUGAUGGCUCAAAUAUUCUUGGGGCUACUCCACUGGGCGCUGAUCGCGAGCUCGCCUUACAUGUUUGCACCGGCCAACGGCUGGGUGUUGUUUGUCGCCGUCACUUUCUGGCUCCUCACCAGCAUCCUCUUCUUGUCCAUUGUCUUCGGGCUGCAGAGGAGACUCUCCGCCGUGCCCUGGCCAAUCACGGUGAUGGUUUACCACGGAGUGGCCACCAUCCUCUACUUGACCGCCUUUCUGGCCAACGCUGCAUCUGUUCAGCCCUUUUACCACACCUACUUCUUUGGACAUAUGGCAGCUGCUGCUUUUUUUAGCGCUGUGGUGACAGCAGCGUAUGGCGUCAGUGCCUUCUUCUCCUAUUUGGACUGGAAAGGGGAUGGCGGAAAUGCUGCCACCAGCACUGUGCCUACCUAA
Messenger RNA from Nerophis lumbriciformis (worm pipefish), 567 nucleotides. Lineage: Eukaryota; Metazoa; Chordata; Actinopteri; Syngnathiformes; Syngnathidae. The record is from RefSeq and is a predicted model, not a curated record.